AUGCCCGCCGAUCCAUCGCCCACCGGCUCCGUCCGCUCCAUCGCCUCGAGCCGAUCAGGAACCCUCUCGCGACCGCCGCCUCCGCCCAAACCCUCGCAUCUCUCCUCAGCCUUCACGGGCACCUGCAACUCGAUCGCCCUCCGCCACUACAUCCAGGAACACACCACAGGCGGCUCGGGCACAAUCAGCAAGGCCCAUCUCGGUCAUGGCUACGACACUUCGACCGUAGAUCACUUUGUCGACGCCUUCGACUCGGCCAGCGACGAUGAUGAUGGCAACCACGACAUCGCUGCUAGGCCCACCGUUCGCGGCAGAACAUACACCGCUCCCUCUGUCAGCCGCAUCUUUGAUCAGAGCACCGACGACAACGACACCUUUGACACCGCACGCCUCGUCCGAAAUGAACCUAUUUCCAUCACCGGUGCAGGCCCUUCUCGCGUCGGCAACUUGCGCAACCUCUUCGAAGCGGCCGCGCCUACACCGUCCGCAUUUGUGCCGCUGUCUAGGCAGAAUACGGGCGUGAAGGCAAAUCACACCGGUACAAAGCCAAAGAUCAGCAGCCACGUUCGCAUGCUCCAGGCACAGAUCACCGGCGACAGAUUCAACGGCAUGGCAGGCGCUUUCCACGUCGCAGAUGCGCGCUCUUCCAUCAUCCUCGAGACAGCCGCCAACCACAAGCAGGAAGCGACCGAACAGAGUCAAGAUGAUUACGACAUCUAUCGCACCGCCACCCAGGACCUCCUCGGCGACGCACUCAAGAUGGAUGCAGUCGUCAUGCCCCCGCUCUCCGACACCAUCUGUGUGGCACAGCCCAAACCCAGCAGCUCCUCACAAGCUCAUGCCACAGUUUCUCGUUCAACAUCGCUCAACUGCGAUCCUUCCGCGCAGCAUGACCGCACCGAGAGCUCGGCGACCAUUCGGCCAAGCUACGCAAGCAAAGCCCCCGCUUCUCCCUCCAAGCCUCAAGUUGGCAGCCCCUCUGACCCGUCGGAAGUCGUUCCCAGCACCAUUCGUGUCCGCCCAGCUCGACAGGCCAACGGAGCAGCCAAGCAAGGCCAUCUGAGCUCCAUCUUCACCGCAAGCCCGACAUCGUCCCACCGCGGCGACGACCACGUUGGCUCAAGCAUCUCGCCUUCCCCGAGCGGCGUCUCCGUCGCCAGCAACUCCUCAUCGCAACAGGACACGGAAGCUGAGAGAUCCAGAGAACCAUCCAUGCUGCUAGCAGAUGACCAAGACAUUAGCUUCUCCCAGGUCAGUCAACACCUGCGUGCCAACGACGGCAGCUGCUUCGAUCUCGACUGGGGCAACAACUCGAGCCCCUCAAAAGCGGCCUCGGUCCGACGUGCGCUGCUCAGCAGCCCAGCAGCACAGACGCCCCUCGAAGAUGUCGACGAAGCAACAAUCGAUGUCAAUCCCCGCCGCGAGCAGGAAAAGAACCCAGAAGUUGGCGAGGCACUGCCACAAGCCGACUCAGCUCGACCUCCUUCCAUCCGCGUCCAAGACCAGCCCAGCUCCGACACGCCAACCGUCCAGCCUGAAGGACAAUCUGAGCCUGAAGCCAGUGCGCUCAGUGCGCGACCGUCCUCAAAGCUGCAGCCACCACGUCCAGUCAGCACCCGCGGUCCACAAUCGGGAUUCGGCAGGCCCGCUCGCGCGCUCUACGACUUUGAGGGCGAGGUUGCUUUCAACGAGCUCGUCAUCAAGGCAGGCCAGUCCUUCGAGAUCCUCAGCGAUCAGCUCGCAGGCGGAUGGAGUCUCGGUCUCGUGUGGGAUGCUGACGGCAAUCCUACACGCGGGCUCAUCCCGCAGGGAUGGUACUGCUACAUUCGAGAUUUCACUCGGUCUCCUCCGCCAAGUGCCGGUGCCGCACCGCCUGCCACGCCUGAUCUUGUCACCAAGAACGCCGACGCACAAGAUGCCACCUUGCCACCAAGCGCAUUCUUGGAUGACAGGAGCGCUGACAACGUACUUGAAGAGACCGCUGCUUCAGUUCCACAGAAGAUCGAGCAAGCAACAAGCCCAUCCGGACCUGUCGAUCGUGAACUCGCGCUGGAGAGCAACGAACCUCUCUCAUCCGAGGUCGAGAUCGCACACAAGUCGACGUCGCCGCAAAGCGCGCGCACAUCAGCACCCGUGUCGGCGGAUUCCAGCGGGCCCUCCUGCAGUCGUGAGUCUUCAAGGCCUCACACGCCCAACUCUGCUGACGCCGCCUUGGUUGAUGCAGAUCCGGCAGCUGUUUGGCAGACGUCCGAAGAUGUCCAUUCCAAGCUUGUCACAGAGGUCGAGAGCUCGACAUCUAUUCCAGCCGUGAAUCCCACGGCCAUCGAUGGACUGCCCGCCCCGUCCGACCCGGACCAUCCAAUCGACUGGUCCGCUAUGGCCGAAUCGCAGGUAUGGGCCGAAGAAGAACGAAUCUCUCCAGAGCACGAUGGGCGCCCGGCAGUUUCUAGCCCGGCAGCUACUCCUGCACUCGAGACCACCGAUCCCAGCGCUUCUGCCGGCUCCGACUGGACGGGCAGCAUCUUUGGCAAAAAGACGUUCAAUCGCUUCGUUAGCUUUGUCACCAGCGGCGCCGAGGACUUCGUGCUGUCCAGCUCCGACGCUGGUGAGGAGGAGCGCUCUCGGAUCAUGGUCCGAAAGGUCUCAGGUAGCAAGUCGACCUCUGGGGUCGCAGCUCUCGCCCAAGUUGCGGAGGAGCCGGAGGGCGCGGCAGACCUGCCUGCUGGCUUGGAGACCAAGUCAUACGAGUCCACGCCUGCCCUUCAAGCUCAGGGUGGCGCGGUGAAAAGCGAUCAGAGCCAACACUUUGUCAUCGCGGGCGCCGCUGGCCCAAAGUGGAAGAGCCAGCUUCCGUGUUUCCUGGUCCAAGUUCACCAUCCCGAGAAGCGCACCAGGCUCAAUGGAAUGCAAGAGUACACGGUGUACCACGUCACCAGCACGUAUCCGAUCGACGCUCCAGACGGCGUGUCAGGCGAGCAGAUGGACUCGGCGGCACAGGCCACUGGCACCGUACCCUACGACCCGCUCGGGGGCCCGUAUCCGCCAGGAGCUCAAGUCACCGUUGUACGCCGCUUCACCCAGUUCGAGUGGCUGCGCCUGGUCCUGACCAGGCACUACUCUGCGCUGCUCAUCCCUCCCUUGCCCGAGAAGCAGUACUCGGGCCGCUUCGCUUCCGACUUUAUCGAGACACGCCGCGCCGACCUCGAGAUGUGGAUCUCGCGUCUGGUCCGACAUCCGGUGCUGCGUUAUUCCGAGCCCAUUCGAUUCUUCCUCAGCUGCGAGAACGAGAACGAGUGGCGAAGCAAGGCCGCAAUUCUUCUUCACGAUGGAGCAUCCGAGGGCGUUUCCAAGGGCGGCGUGUUUGACAACACGUGGCAUCCAGACUUCAACUUUGACGCCGGCGAGGCCGAGGUGGAAGCCGAGCGUAUGGACGCUUUCCUCAAGGCGCUCGAAAAGACCAUCAACGGAGUCGGCGGGCACAAUGCAGGCAGGCAAGGUGUGCUUGCUGCCUACAAGGGUCACCGCGAAGGCAACGUCGCCAUCUCAUCGACGUACCGUGAUCUCUCGUACACUCUGCUGCGAACGUUGACAGGCGCAGGGGCGGGCCCGGCGGACGAAGGAUCGACGAGUGCAGCGCUGUUGGAUGAAGACGCACAUCGUAUCCACGGCCCGCCGAUGGGCAACGUGGGUCGUCGAAGCGAGACGGGGGCUACCAACGAGCACGGCGCGUGGUGCUGGAGGGAAGACUGCCAGGACUGCCUCAACCUCACGAGCGCGCUGCAGAACACGGCCGAGUGUCUGCAGAGCGUGGCAGACAUUUACGAGCACCAUGCACGAGAUGCGCUGCUGCGCCAGCACGAGCGGUACAAGGAACUUUCGCGCCCGCACACCAUGGCGCAGGCGCUGCUCGACACGCAUCGAACCACGCUCGCCAAGUACCGCGAGGCGACUGGCGAGGCGGAGCCCUGGGGCGAUGAUGCCGAGCUGGACGACGCUGUGCCAAGCAACGGUGCACACUUGCCGAGGGAGGACGCGGAGCAGCUGGCGGCGCGGUGCGAGACGGUGGUCAACGUGACCAUGAGCGAGAUGGAUCGGGUGCACGACGAGCGGGUGCAGGACUUCCAUGCGCUUGGACGCAGCUUACUUGACGGCGAGAUUGAGCUGUACGAGGGGAUCCUCGAGCAGCUCAAAGCGGCGCGCCUGCACUACGACGAGGAGUACUACGAGCGCGAGUCCGACUUCCACGUACUGGCGAGUAGGUAUCAGCCGGAGCUGUCUAGGCCCAAGAAGCCUGCGGCGCCGCUGCUCAUGCCGAGUGCGGCGCACGGUCCGCCUGGCGGGCUCGGGCGCGCAGCGGGCGGUGUUGGUCUGCUGCUGAGCCAAGCGACCGGCGCAGGAGUGACACGCCCUGCGAGCAUCGGCGUGGAGUGUAGCGAUCGAUCGCCGCUCGCGUCGCCGCGUCGAGGUGAGCUCGGCCUGUCUCGAGCGGACCUCGACUCCGGCGCGGGAAGGACAACGGGCGGUGGGCUCUUGAGCACGCUGCUCGUUCCGUCGGUGCUUCGCGGCCGGACUGCAGGCGACGGUGAAAGCAAGCCGACGCAUCUGGCUGAUACGACCAACGUCCAGCCCAGCCACGCAGAUGCGGCACUCAAGGCGCUCGCGCGCAAACACGCGGCGCCGCCCGCACACGACGCCUCUCGCUCCUCGUCGUACUUUUCCGCCAUAUGGAGGUAG
This is a messenger RNA of Moesziomyces aphidis, 4734 nucleotides long. The record is from the annotation of a GenBank genome assembly. NCBI's taxonomy places the organism in Eukaryota, Fungi, Basidiomycota, Ustilaginomycetes, Ustilaginales, Ustilaginaceae.